AUGUCCAGUUUACAGGAGAAAAAGGAUCGUUCAUAUAAAUUGGUCGUGGUCGGUGGAGGCAGUGGUGGAUGUAGUGUGGCUUCGUCAUUUUCUCGAUACCUGGGUAAGGGACAUGUGGCUGUUAUCGAACCAAACCAGGAACAUUAUUACCAACCUCUGUGGACUUUGGUUGGUGGGGGGCUUAAGAAUGUUGAACAAUCAAAACAGCCAAUGGUAAAUGUCCUGCCCCAAAACUGUGACUGGAUCCAAGACAAAGUAGUGACCUUUGACCCUGAAGGUUGUUCAGUAACAACCCGAAAUGGCAGUAAGAUCUCUUAUGAGUACCUUGUGGUGGCUAUGGGCCUACAACUAGAUUUUGACAAGGUGACAGGCCUUGUUGAUGCCAUACAGUCAGAUCCAAUGGUUGUGUGUAACUACAGUGUAAAAACAGUUUCCAAAACAUUUCCAGCACUGCAAUCUUUCAAAAGAGGAAAAGCUAUUUUCACUUAUCCAAACACACCCAUCAAAUGUGCUGGGGCUGCUCAAAAGAUCAUGUACCUCACUGAUGACUUCUUUAGAAAGAAUGGCAAGCGAGAUCAAUCUGAUAUUGAGUAUUUCACCAGCCUAGGUAUGAUAUUUGGGGUAAAAUAUUAUGCUGAGAAGCUAGAAAAAAUUGCUGCAGGACGGAACAUCAAUGUAAAUUACUUACACAAUCUGAUUGAGGUACAAGCAGAUAAACGAGAAGCUAUCUUUGCCAAAAUUAAUAGUGAAGGUGGUGAAACAGUAACUGUCAAGUAUGACCUGCUGCAUGUUACUCCACCAAUGUCAGCACCAAACGUUAUAAAAGCCAGUCCUUUGACUGAUACUUCAGGAUAUGUAAAUGUUAAUAAACAAACACUUCAGCAUGUGAAAUAUUCAAAUAUUUUCAGUUUAGGAGAUUGCACAAACAUUCCUACUUCAAAAACAGCUGCAGCAGUUGCAUGCCAGAGUGGAAUACUACAAAACAAUCUCAAAGCAGUGAUGAAAGGUAAUUCUAACCAGAAAAUGUAUGAUGGAUACACAUCUUGUCCUAUAGUUACCAGUUCUAACAAAUGCCUUCUAGCAGAAUUUGACUUUGACAAUCAACCACUGGAGACUUUCCCAUUCAAGCAAGCUAAAGAAAGGUCAUCUAUGUUCUUUGUCAAAUCCUAUUUAUUACCAUUUAUCUACUGGAAUCUCAUGACAAAAGGCUACUGGAGAGGACCUAAAUUUUUCAGAAAAUUAAUGCAUCUUGGUCUGAGCAAAUAA
This is a messenger RNA of Acanthosepion pharaonis, 1266 nucleotides long. The record is from the annotation of a GenBank genome assembly. NCBI's taxonomy places the organism in Eukaryota, Metazoa, Mollusca, Cephalopoda, Sepiida, Sepiidae.